CCCAUAAACAAACUAGUCAAACCUGUCUGAGCUCUGAUUACAAAGCGCUAACCCACACUACUGAAGAGCAAACCAGCGGACCUGUAUGCUGCGGUGUGCACCUGCAAGCAUCAACCUUGGUUUAGUUAUUUUUAUCCUCUUGCUGAUAAUUUGUUCCACGGUGCAAGCUCAGAAAAAUGAAACGUUUGCAAGGAGUAUGUUUUGCACUUUGCUUUGGAUUUGUGCAAAAUACACUUGCUCUCUUUUGCCCGAGCGGACAAUUUGCUUUGAAGCAUCAGUGUGUUGGUUGCCAUCCUACCUGUUGGGAAUGCAACGGACACGAGCUGUUUGAGUGCACAAAAUGUGGCGUCGAUGAAGACGGGCAGGAGCGCUUUUUCCACCGAGGUCGCUGCCGGCUGCACUGCCCCAGAGGGUUCUACCCUGAGCAGGACCGGUUCACCUGUGAGCCCUGCAUGGUAAACUGUGAGCUGUGUGCCGACGCCAAGGUCUGCGCCAAGUGCACAGGAAACUACAAGCUUCAAAGUGGAGUCUGCCAGACCACAGAAUGUAAAGAAGGGCAGGUGGAAGAUCCUGAAACCAGAGAAUGCAUUGAUUGUGAAACUGGAUGUGAAACAUGCUCUGCAGGUGACCCAGAACUUUGCCAAAGUUGCAUGGAAGGCUAUUUCUUAUACAGACACCAGUGUCGCCGGGGCUGCCCACAAAAGACCUAUGGGGAUGAGGGCAGGAAGAUGUGCUUUUCCUGUCCAACUCCCUGCAUUGACUGCAGGAGUGACAGCCUCUGCCUGUCCUGCCAGGCUGGUCAUUAUUUAAGUGAUGGAUCUUGUGUAAAGCAAUGUCCGGAUGGCACCUACGGCGAACCAAACAGCUGGCGCUGCGAAUCCUGCCACGGCUCCUGCCAGACCUGCCACGGGUUGCUGCCGAAGAACUGCGAUUCCUGCCCUCAAGGGAACCUGCCUAUGUAUGGCCAGUGCCCCACUGUCAGCUGUGUGGAGGGCCAGUAUAUGGAUGCUGCUGACAGUAAGUGUUACAGCUGUGAUGUCUCCUGCAAGACCUGCUUCGGACCUCAGGCACUGGACUGUUCCUCGUGUUGUACUGGUUAUUUCCUUGACCAGGAGGGGGCCUGUGUGGAGCACUGCCCUGUGGGCUACUUCAUCAACCCUGCCACCCAGCUGUGUGAAGAAUGCUCUGCAAACUGUGAGAGCUGCGAGGGGGCCACUGAGAAGUGCCUCAGCUGCAAGAAGGGACCAUUCAGUCUCUUCCUCCAUCAGGGGAAUUGCUGGUCUAACUGCCCAGAGGGUUACUUUGAAAGUGCAGAGGGCACAUGUGAAGCUUGCGACAGCCUUUGCCUGAGCUGCGAUGAGAAUAAAAGUAACUGCAUGUCAUGUGCUGCGGGGCUGUACCUGGAGAAUGGGCGCUGCAGUCCUAACUGCUCAGUCAAGUACUACCCUGAUGUGGAUGGGACCUGCAGACGCUGCCCGGCACACUGUCACACCUGCACUGAUGGGAAAACCUGUAAAGCAUGCAGCUAUCUGUACCUGCUUCUCAAUGGCGUGUGCAAGGCCACCUGUCCUAAAGGGUAUUUUGAGGACUUGGACCAGGGGAAGUGUAUCCCGUGCCACUCUACCUGUGCAAGCUGCUCUGGGACACAGCAUGACGACUGUGACAGCUGCUCCUCCCUGUACCCGAGGCUGUACGAGGGGCAGUGCUCCGUGGAGUGCCCUGCUGGAACUUACUAUGAGUCAUCAGCCAAGGAAUGCCAGGAAUGUGAUCGGACUUGUACUGGUUGUACCGGACCAGAGCUGACAGACUGUACAAAGUGUAAGAAGGGGCUUGCCCUGGAUCCUGAUACGAUGAUGUGUGGGGUGACCGGGGAUUCCAACUGCCCUCCUAAAACGUUCCUGCAUGAUGACAAGUUUACCUGCAUGGCCUGCCACAAGCAGUGCGAGUCCUGCAAUGGGCCCAAUGCCAACGACUGCCAGACCUGCGCUCUACCCAACUACCUGUACAAUGGCACGUGUCUAAGGGUCUGCUCAGCUGGCACAUUCGAGUCCAGUGAAGAAGCUGAUGGUGUUGAGCUAGGUUUCUGUUCUGCCUGUGACCAUGUCUGUGCCACUUGUACAGGAGCAUCCCCUAAAGACUGUACAACAUGUUCUUCAGGCUAUUUCAAAUUCAUGCGUCUCUGUAUUUUACACUGUCCAGCUGGGUAUUAUCGCAGAACUACCCGCUGUGAGAAAUGUGACCCGUCAUGCCGGCUGUGCUCAGGCCCCGGGCCUCAGGCUUGCCUGCCCUGUCCUCCCCACAUGCUGCAGCUGGACGGGACUAGGCAGUGUGUGGAGCACUGCCCAGAGAGAUUUUACCAAGAGAACGACAAGUGCAAGCAGUGCCACACAAGCUGCAAAACAUGUAAAGACUACACUCCGCAGGGCUGUCUGACCUGUGAUUGGGGAAGUACAUUACAGAACGGGAUCUGCUACCCUCGCUGUGAGGAACAGCGCUACCUCUCAGAGGAUGAGGUCUGCAAACUUUGUGACAGCUCCUGCAGACACUGUUCUGGUCCAGGCCCCAAUCAGUGUGUGAGUUGCAAACCGAACUUUGCUCUGCACCCAACUGAAAAACGAUGCAUUGAGUGCUGUGAGUCUGAGGUGAAUCAGACUGACUGCUGUCUUUGCACUACUAACUCAGCUCUGUGUGUAGAGCGUCCACAUCCUGAGCCGGAGAGGAGGCUAAUGUUGGAGAACAUGAACUCACUGGCGAUCUCCCAUGUGUCUGCUACAGUGCCUGCUCUGGUAAUGCUGGUCCUGGUGAUCACAUUGGCCGUGUUGGGUCUGUACCGGGCUCGGGCCAGGAAGAAGCUGUGCUGGAAAUUGAGUUACGAGAGGCUGAGUGGCAGUGCUGAUCCCAAUGCUUCGUACCGACGUGACAUGCUGCAUGGCGUUCCGGACCCUGACGACAGUGCUGACGAGGCCGAUGUGGUCUACACCAGCAGGGACGGCACAGUGUACCGCCGAUACAACUUCAUAAAGGCUCAGGAUGAGGAGGCAGAGGGGCAUGAAGAUCAGGCUGCUUAUUUAAACAAGGCAAGGUGUUAGACCGCCUUGGCAAAACCAAUGUCAAGCUCAAAUAUUUUUAAACCGUUGAUGAACAAUUUGAGUUCUGGUGUUGGCAAACAAUUGCAUUAGCUCUACGAGUGUCUCGUCAUUAUGAUCAUGGUAAUAUCAUAGCAUAGGAAAGAUUCUAAACCAGAAGGUUUGAGCUGUACAGUGUGAGUUUUUAUAAGAUAAUCACUUGUUUUGGCUGCAUUAUGUUAUCCCUAAUUUCUACAUUUCAUUUUCUAAUUUUAAUAAUAUCAUUUGCCCAUUACUUUGCCUUUUAAACACUACUGCUUAUCAACUGUUUCACAUGCCCAUUUUGCAAGGCAGCCUUUAUAACUGUUAAUUUUUGUUUGUGUGCACGUCACAGUUGGUGGAAGUUAUGUCUGCCAGUUUCAGAAAGCAGUGUUGAAGAGAGAUUUCAGGCUUUGAAAGUAUGUAAAGGUAAUGUAUAGUGCCCCAUACAGUGUAAUUAGUAUUAUUUACAUUUAAUUGAAUCAGGUUUUUAUGUUUUAAAAGCAUUGUUGACAAUAAGAGUUAUAUACAUGUUAUCAACUAAGGGGCACUUUGCCUUAAAUUCUACCCUUUUUAUAACAUUUAAUGUUAUAUAUUUUUGAUACAUACAAAGCACAGAUAAUGAGAUUCCCUCACACAUGGUUGUCAAGCUGCAGUAGGCUAUACAACAAGACUCUCUGGUAUUUUUAUUACACCAUUACGGAGUAUCACAGCAGGCCAGGUCUAGCUUUUAAGUUGUACUUACUGGCAGCAACACAUUAGUUAAAUAAUAUAUGAAAGCUAGCAUAAUAUUAAAAGAAUUGUAUGGAAACUGAGAAUCCUCUACUUUCAUAGAGAUCUUUUAAUAGUUUGUAUUGAGGGGGCUGAACUAAAACUAACAAGUUCAGUGGAGAUUGAGCACUAAAGAGAAUUGCAUUCAUUUUGAAUGCUGUAUUUUAAGGAAGAUUACUGCGAUAAACUUACUAACUUGACCUGUUAGGACUAAGCAUAAGUUCAUGUACCUGUUGAUAGUAGUAAGACAAAUGUUAGUUAAUGCUAUUGAAACCUUGUGAUUUUGUAUUUUGUGUAUCCAAAAUAAAAAAUAGCCUGACAAAAACGUUUUGUUUUUUUUUUUACCCACAAAAAAUGUCCAUUGGACAUAUACAGUAAUCUGUUUUG
Messenger RNA from Acipenser ruthenus (sterlet), 4262 nucleotides. RefSeq names its product proprotein convertase subtilisin/kexin type 5-like. The record is from RefSeq and is a predicted model, not a curated record. Lineage: Eukaryota; Metazoa; Chordata; Actinopteri; Acipenseriformes; Acipenseridae. The transcript has 16 exons. The coding region runs from base 177 to 3089 and encodes 970 amino acids.